AUGCCGGAUGAUUUCGUCGCUAGGAUUCAGGGUACACAAGUAGACCCCAACAUUCCCACAAGUGAUGCGGACCGACUCCCUUUCAUUAAUGGUCAGACAGGCGAGCGCAUUGGGGAAAUCAAAUCGAGCAAAUUUUACCGUCUCCGACGCGACAAGUUCCGUAAGCUGUUGAUGGAAGGACUCGAUAUCAAAUGGGAAAAGAGUCUUACGGAUAUCAUAUACUCUGCAGAUGAGACGAAAGUCACAGCACGCUUCGCAGAUGGAACAAAGGACACAGGUAGUCUUUCGGUUGCAUCCGACGGUACACAUUCGACAGUGCGGGAGCUGCUCGUCGGAGCUGAGAAAGCUAAGGUGACCCCCACCGAAUUUGCUACAAGCUUGUGCUUCACGAAGCACUCCCGAGAGCGAGCUUUGUUCCUACGGAGUACACCGUUUCACCCACUCUAUCAGGUCGCCCCACAUCCCAAUGGCUACUUUGGCUGGCUUAGUCUCCACGACGGUGAUGAUGUCGAUCACCCUGAGAAAUGGACGUUCUUCCAUUACAUUGUCUUGUCCCGAGCCUCGAAACGUGGAAAACAACAAGUCAAUGGCUGGACAUCUCGCAUACCAGAAGGAAUUGGCCAAAGAAUUCUGCGACCCUUUCAGGAGCUUUUUCGAAUGGACACCAACCGACAACCCCUUAUGGUAAAGAAGGAUCCAAGCGAAGACAAGCCGGGAGAAUCAACGGCCGAAUCACUCUUGCAGGGGAUGCAGCGCACCCGAUGA
This is a messenger RNA of Letharia columbiana, 765 nucleotides long. RefSeq lists its product as uncharacterized. The record is from RefSeq and is a predicted model, not a curated record. Bases 1 to 765 code for a protein of 254 amino acids. NCBI's taxonomy places the organism in Eukaryota, Fungi, Ascomycota, Lecanoromycetes, Lecanorales, Parmeliaceae. The transcript has a single exon.